Messenger RNA from Linum tenue, 2567 nucleotides. Lineage: Eukaryota; Viridiplantae; Streptophyta; Magnoliopsida; Malpighiales; Linaceae. The record is from the annotation of a GenBank genome assembly.
CUACGGCCGAGGGCCGGCCAACUCUUCACCAGGGAUUCGAACCAGGAGGAGAGAGAUAUGCAAUCGUGUUCGUUAAACCUCUCUUAAUUCUCAGCUCCGACGACCAACACCGCUUUACCCGCAUUAGGCGACGGCAAAAAAAUGUCGCCUUCUGCCUCCUCCGUCUUCUAUCCAAACCCACUCUUCUCCAUGCAGAAUCUCUAUGGUCGCUCUACUUCUCCCUAUAUACCGUGGAGAAAUCCUAAUUUGGCGAGGAUGAAACUGACAGUUAGAGCUACCGGGAAGAAGAUAUCUUACGGGAAAGACUGCAGGGAGGCCUUGCAAGCUGGAAUCAAUAAGCUCGCCGAUGCUGUCUCUGUGACUCUAGGGCCCAGAGGGAGAAAUGUUGUUCUUUCUGAUUCUAAGUCACUGAAGGUGGUGAAUGAUGGGGUUACGAUAGCUGGGGCAAUAGAGCUUUCUGAUACAAUGGAGAAUGUGGGAGCGACUCUAAUCCAAGAGGUUGCUGUUAAAGUGAAUGCUUUGGCUGGUGAUGGCACAACAACUGCAAUCAUUUUGGCUCGUUCCAUGAUCAAAUAUGGUAUGUUAGCCGUUGCUUUUGGGGCCAGUCCAAUUUCUUUGAAGAGAGGAAUUGAUGCCACAGUUAAAGAGUUGAUCGAAGUCUUGAAGAAGAACAGCUAUCCUGUUAAUGGAAGGGAAGACAUAAAAGCCAUUGCCUCAAUUUCUGCUGGAAACGAUGAAUUCGUUGGCAACUUAAUUGCUGACACUAUUGAGAAAAUUGGCCCCGACGGAGUAAUCUCCCUAGAAACAUCUCAAACCUCAGAAACUAUUGUGACAAUAGAUGAAGGGCUGAAGGUAGUAGUUGACAAGGGUUAUAUGUCACCUCAUUUCAUCACAAAUCAGGAGAAAUCUUUGGUAGAAUUUGACAAUGCGAAAGUUCUAGUAACAGACCAGAGAAUUGCUUUUGUCCAAGAAAUACUUCCGGUCUUAGAAAAGACUACCCAACUAAGUGUUCCAUUGCUAAUUUUUGCUGAGGACAUCUCGAAGCAAGUGUUGGAAACACUAGUGGUCAACAAGAUGCAAGGUUUACUAAAUGUUGCAGUUGUGCAAUGUCCUGGUUUUUUAGAAGGAAAGAAAGCUAUUCUGCAAGACAUUGCCCUAAUGACAGGCGCUGAUUUUCUUUCUGGAGAUUUCGGUCUUUCAAUAAUGGGUGUAACCUCAGAUCAACUUGGCAUCGCGCGGAAAAUCACCAUAACCAGUAACUCAACUACCAUAGUAGCGGAUCCUCUGAUGAAACCCGAAAUUCAAGCGAGAAUUCUGCAGCUAAAGAAGGAUCUUGCGGAAACAGACAAAGCAUCUUUGUCAAGAAAGCUAUCUGAAAGAAUAGCGAAACUAUCUGGAGGUGUUGCUGUGAUUAAGGUUGGUGCACACACGGAAACAGAACUGGAAGAGAGGAAGCUCAGAAUUGAAGAUGCUAAGAAUGCAACAUUUGCUGCCAUGGAUGAAGGAAUAGUGCCUGGUGGUGGUGCAGCAUACGUCCAUCUUGCCAAGCACGUACCGACCAUAAAAAGUGCCAUGACAGAUGAGAAUGAGCAGAUUGGUGCUGAUAUUGUGGCAAAGGCACUUCUUGCUCCUGCAAAAACAAUUGCAACUAACGCAGGAGUAGAUGGUGAAGUUGUGGUGGAAAAGAUUCAAGCUUGUGACUGGCGAACUGGAUACAAUGCAAUGACGGAUACAUAUGAAGAUCUUCUAGAUGCUGGGGUAGCAGACCCAUGUAAAGUUUCAAGGUGUGCUCUCCAAAGUGCUGCCUCAAUUGCUGGAAUAGUUCUUACAACUGAAGCUGCAAUGGUUGAGAAAGUAAGGACGCCCAAGCCAGCUGUUCCUCAAGUUCCCGGAAUUACACCAUGACUUGCGGGGAAAUGAACAAAGGCAGUUCAAGACUUGGAUAUGCCAGAAGAGCUCGGUGUUUUGGUUCGGGUUCUACUUGGAAUUGUAAGAUAUGCAGUUUCCUUGUGAUAAUGGAUUUCAAAUGAGCAUCUGAGUAAGGGGAAGAAGACACCCAUUUUACACCGGCCAAACAACCGGCAUUCAUUCUUCUGCUGCUAACUUUUGGGGCUGCAUGUUAAAUGUUUGAGCUUUGGAGCAUUUCAAACAGCAUGGAGAGACACGUAGCACUCAAGGCAUUGCUUGACGAACAACAACUUUUCAAAGCAGCUGCAUCUCGACAUUGGUGAUUUUGUUUCCCUAUUGGUAGUGCCAGGUGAGUAGGUGACCGAUUUCACUCACCAGCUGUGGUAUUAGGAUGUCUGAAAUGGUGGUACUGUACCUUUGGAAAACUUGGAACAGGAAAGGAGUUCAAAUCAUGUUGGCUUAAUGUCUAAGUGAAGUAUGUCCUCAAUUCAUUAACAGCAGCCCACAAUCCUUCCAUUAUACGCCCAGCAACGUUGGGAUUUCUUACUUUGUUAAAGCUGGAGGUUGUUAUUGGUUGCGCAUUACACCAAUUCCAUACCAUUUGAGACACUUUUUUAUGUGGUUUUCCGGUUAAUUAUUUUUUAAUUCAAUUACUGCAA